Urocitellus parryii (Arctic ground squirrel) is the source of this 1221-nucleotide messenger RNA. RefSeq lists its product as uncharacterized. Gene Ontology annotation, molecular function: mRNA binding. Gene Ontology annotation, cellular component: nucleus; cytoplasm. The record is from RefSeq and is a predicted model, not a curated record. NCBI's taxonomy places the organism in Eukaryota, Metazoa, Chordata, Mammalia, Rodentia, Sciuridae.
AUGGCUGAUUUCAGGUCUGGGAUAGAAAAUGUACAAAAUGAAACUGUUAUCCAACUAGACAAUAACAAAAUUAUCAAAGACUACCCAAAUUGUGUUGAAAGCUGGACUCGGCCACCGCUGUGGUGUGAGGCGCGUGUUCGGGCCCUUGUGGUCCCCGCACCGCUCCCCGGCUACUGCCUUGCUCUCCGGCGUCCGACAGCCAGCCUUCGGGACCUCCCCACCACGGACAGGCCUCGCGUCCACCCAGGACGCCUGAGCGACAACGUCCGGGAGAAGGACAUCCAGCGCUUCCUCGAAGUAGACCUCAAAAAUGGGUACGGCUUCAUGGAGUUCGAGGACUCCGACGACGACGACGACGACGCCGCCGCCGCCACCGAACGGCAAGGAGCUCUGCGGCCCACAUCCGGGGACGGCGCCGCGCGCGACGGCUACAGCUACGGAAGCCGCAGUGGUGGAGGUGGAUACAGCAGUCGGAGAACCUCUGGCAGAGACAAAUAUGGACCUCCUCUUUGUAAGGAGUACAGGCUUAUUGUCGAAAAUCUUUCUAGUCGUUGCAGUUGGCAAGAUUUAAAGGAUGUCAUGCAGCAAGCAGGUGAAGUAACAUAUGCAGAUGCUCACARAGAACGUACAAAUGAAGGUGUAAUUGGAUUUCGCUCCUACUCUGACAUGAAGCGUGCUUUGGAUAAACUGGAUGGUACAGAGAURAAUGGCAGGAAUAUUAGACUUAUUGAAGAUAAGCCACGAGCAAGCCAUAGGCGGUCUUAUUCUGGAAGCAGAUUUAGGUCACGAUCAAGAAGGAGGUCAAGAAGUAGGAGUCGCAGGAGCAGCCGCAGUAGAUCUCGAAGUUUCUCAAAAAGUCGCUCCCCAUCCAGGUCGCGGAGCAAAGGUGGAUCACGUUCUAAAUCAAAAGGCAGGAAAUCUAGAUCAAAAAGUAAAUCUAAGCCCAAGUCUGAUCGGGGUUCCCAUUCACAUUCUCGAAGCAGAUCUAAGGAUGAGUAUAAAGUGUCCCGAAGCAGGUCUCCAUCUCAGUCCCCCAAAGAAAAUGGAAAAGGUGAUAUAAAGUCAAAAUCAAGAUCAAGAAGCCAGAUACCCUUCCAAUUCACCCUUCCUCUUCCACCCUCAAAGGCUCCUUCUGUGUCCCCUCCACCAAAAAGAGCUACUUCAAGAUCCCGUUCUAGAUCUCGCACAAGGUCAAGGUCCAGAUCAAGUUCCAGAGAUUAA